UACGGUUGCUAGUGUUGGUCAUGUGACAAAAAACGGAAACACAUUAUUGAGUCGUACAGAGUCGCUUGUAAUCGUGGCUUUUGGGUGUGUGGAUGCAAUGGCACAAACAAUAGAACUUAACAAUGGAGUACAGAUGCCAAUUUUUGGACUGGGCACCUUCAGAAUACGAGACUAUGAUGUUGUAUACAAAACACUGGACAUUGCAUUGAAUAUAGGAUACCGUUCUUUUGACACAGCUGCUGUCUACCAUAAUGAACAUGCCAUUGGCUGUGCUUUGAAAACAUUGCUUCCUAAAUAUGGCCUCUCAAGGAAAGACAUCUUUAUUACCAGCAAGUUGGCACCCAAAGACCAUGGACUUGAAGCAGAGUCAGCUUGCAACCACAGCCUACAGCAACUUGACAUUGACUUUGUGGAUCUUUACCUGAUACAUUGGCCAGGAAAACAAGGAUUAAAGGCAGAAGAUGCUAAAAAUAAAGAUUACAGAAAACAAAGCUGGAAAGCUAUGGAGAAACUGUACAAAAAUGGUAAAUUUCGUGCCUUAGGUGUAUCCAAUUAUACAAUCUCUCACCUUCAAGAACUCCUUGAUAAAUGUGAAAUAAAACCUGCAGUCCUACAAGUGGAAUACCAUCCAAAGUUGGUCCAAACUGACCUCCUAAAAUUUUGCCAGCACAAUAAUAUUCACCUUCAAGCAUAUUCCUCCUUGGGAGUGGGUAACUUGGUGUCGGAGCCUAAAAUAAUAGAGCUUGCUAAAAAAUACAAGAAAACCCCAGCACAAAUUCUUCUCUGUUGGUCCACCCAACAGGGCAUUGGGGUAAUUCCCAAAUCUGUAAAUCCUGAUCGCAUAGCAGAAAACAUAAAUAUUUUUGACUUCCAUUUAUCUACACAAGAUAUCACUGAAAUAAGUUCUUUAAAUUCAGGGACUCGUUAUUGUUGGGAUCCUCAGGGAAUUGCAUAACGUCUUUUGCUGCUUAAAUGUACUAUGACCAGCACAUAGUCUUGAGAUUUUUCAAUGAAUUGUUGUCUUUUACUUUGUAAAAAUGAAUCAGGAUUUUAAUUAUUCUUUUUUCAACAAUUAAGAAGAAAAUAAAAAUGGUACAUUGUAAAUCAAAAGAACCACCUUUUAACAAUAAGGCUAAU
Erpetoichthys calabaricus (reedfish) is the source of this 1137-nucleotide messenger RNA. Its product is annotated as glyoxal reductase-like. The transcript has 2 exons. Gene Ontology annotation, molecular function: oxidoreductase activity. NCBI's taxonomy places the organism in Eukaryota, Metazoa, Chordata, Cladistia, Polypteriformes, Polypteridae. The record is from RefSeq and is a predicted model, not a curated record. The coding region runs from base 98 to 955 and encodes 285 amino acids.